Tachysurus vachellii is the source of this 2846-nucleotide messenger RNA. RefSeq names its product EH-domain containing 1a (gene ehd1a). The transcript is spliced from 5 exons. Gene Ontology annotation, molecular function: calcium ion binding; protein binding; GTP binding. Lineage: Eukaryota; Metazoa; Chordata; Actinopteri; Siluriformes; Bagridae. Bases 351 to 1955 code for a protein of 534 amino acids. Gene Ontology annotation, cellular component: cytoplasm; plasma membrane. The record is from RefSeq and is a predicted model, not a curated record. Gene Ontology annotation, biological process: endosomal transport; endocytosis.
AGACUUCCGCUUAUCUACUUCAUGCGGAGUUCAGUUGGCGCAGUUUGUGCCUCAUAACCAACAGAACGACUUUUGUUUUCAUAGAGGAAAUAGAACUGGAACUUCGCGGCCACGGUCUCCAGAUUGUCCACAGCUUCACAAUCUAGGAUAUUUUUUUAAAAACAGAAGUCUGUCGUAGACGAACUUUGGUGAUUCAUUAGCAGCAGGGAGGUGGCAGUAAAACACGGGCGGAACCGCGUCAACUUUACAGCAGUAAAGUCUCCUGUCUGUCUGUCUGCGUGAACAGCGCGUUUUUACACCUGUUUGUUUUGUCCGAAAGAUUGUAGUAGUAGCCUAUUUUUGUAGCCACCAUGUUUAGCUGGUCCAAAGGGAACGGGAAGAAGGAGCCGGAGCUUUUUCAAAAUGUCUCCGAGGGGCUGAAGCGCCUGUACCGCCACAAGCUCUUCCCUUUAGAGGACACCUACCGCUUCCACGACUUCCACUCCCCGGCCCUGGAGGAUGCCGACUUCGAUAAUAAGCCCAUGGUGCUUCUGGUCGGUCAGUAUUCCACCGGAAAAACGACCUUCAUCCGGCACCUGAUGGAGCAGGAUUUCCCCGGGAUGCGAAUAGGACCAGAGCCCACUACGGAUUCCUUCAUAGCGGUGAUGCACGGCGAUCAGGAGGGGAUCAUACCGGGCAACGCGCUGGUGGUGGACCCGAAAAAACCCUUCAGAAAACUCAACGCAUUCGGAAACGCGUUCCUCAACAGGUUUAUGUGCGCACAGCUGAGGAACCCUGUUCUAGAGAGUAUCAGUAUCAUCGAUACCCCAGGCAUCCUGUCGGGGGAGAAACAGAGGAUAAGCCGAGGUUAUGACUUCGCUGCUGUACUCGAGUGGUUUGCCGAGCGAGUGGACCGCAUCAUCCUGCUCUUUGAUGCCCACAAGCUGGACAUCUCAGACGAGUUCUCUGAGGUCAUAAAAGCCUUAAAGAACCACGAGGACAAGAUGCGCGUCGUUUUGAACAAAGCCGACCAAAUCAGCACGCAGCAGCUGAUGAGGGUGUACGGUGCCCUCAUGUGGUCGUUAGGGAAGAUCAUUAACACCCCAGAAGUGGUGCGGGUCUACAUUGGCUCGUUCUGGGCGCAGCCUCUCCUUGUCCCAGAUAACAGGAAGCUGUUUGAGGCUGAGGAGCAGGACCUUUUCCGAGACAUCCAGAGUCUUCCACGGAACGCUGCCUUGAGAAAGCUGAAUGAUCUGAUUAAAAGGGCACGUCUUGCCAAGGUUCAUGCUUAUAUCAUCACCUCUCUAAAAAAAGAGAUGCCCAGUAUGUUUGGCAAAGACAACAAGAAGAAAGAACUGAUUGCCAACCUGGGUGCCAUCUAUGAGAAGGUCGAAAAAGAACACAACAUUUCUCCAGGGGACUUCCCAAACCUCAAGAAGAUGCAGGACCUCCUGGCUUCUCAAGACUUUGCCAAGUUCCCCGCCUUGAAGCCCAAACUGCUGGAGGCUGUGGAGGACAUGCUGGCCAACGACAUUGCCAAGCUCAUGGCACUUGUGCGCCAGGAGGAGGCAGCCAUGCCUUGUCAGUCAGUGAAAGGCGGAGCCUUUGAGGGCACCAUGAACGGGCCAUUCGGCCAUGGUUAUGGUGAGGGUGCUGGUGAAGGCAUUGAUGAGCUGGAAUGGGUUGUAGCUCGUGACAAGCCAUCUUAUGACGAAAUCUUCUACACUCUUUCACCCAUUAAUGGCAAGGUGUCAGGUAAUGCCGCCAAGAAGGAGAUGCUGAAGUCCAAGCUGCCGAACACCGUACUCGGCAAGAUCUGGAGCCUGGCUGAUGUGGACAAAGAUGGCUUCCUGGACGAUGAGGAGUUUGCACUGGCCAACCAUCUAAUCAAAGUGAAGCUGGAAGGCUAUGAGCUGCCGGCCAAGCUGCCUAAUCACCUGGUGCCCCCAUCUAAACGCAGGCAAGAGCAGGAGUGACACUCUGGAGCACCCCAUUAACUCUUCAGUUAUGGCUUGUUUCAGACUUUGACUUCCCCAGCCAUUCCAGGAUUUCUUCCAAAUAGCAGCAGCUUUCAUCACUUCAGCUCACAGCAUUUAAUUAAAGUAAAACGGUUAGGGCUUUUGAGAGACUCUUCUAGUUGCUGUACAUAAGGCUUUUGCCCCCAAAUUUCUUGUAGUCUAGAGAGGUAGGUAGCAAUAUUCUACUGUCAUUGUGUUAUUUUUUUUGUUCAAUAUGUUUUAUGACCAUUCAUUUCCUCAGAGCUGUUUUUUUUUUUUGUGGUAUCUUAUCGUGAAAAUCUUAUCAGCAAAUCUUUGACACUCCACUGGGUUAUUAAAAGGAUGGAAUAUGCAAGAAUGAAUAUCUGGAAUGGCUUUGGAUCCAAAGACUGAACAUAAUCUCAGAACAAAAUAAGCCUGUAAAAGACGGGGUUCGGAUGUGUUUGAAAACAAGACACCACUUUCAGCAGAGGGUUGUUGGAAAAGAUUGGAAAAUGCACUUUGCUGGUACUAAGGCAAUGGAUGGACAGUUUUAGAGGAGCAUGGGCCAGGAGAAAUUAAGGGUUACUUGGGGGACAAAUUAAUGUGAAAUAUAUAUAUAUAUAUAUAUACAUACAUACAUACAAAUGAUAAAAUAUAUCCCUAUUCUUUGUUUGCAGCCUUAACUUAUUCUUCUUUAAAUCUGUAUUUUUAUAUGUUGAAAUUUGACACUAUAAAGCUUUCUCUUGAUUUAUGUUCCUGCCCCUAAAGACUGUCCUGCAAUUUCAGUCUUUUUUAAUAGGUGUUGGGAUUUCAUUUAGUUUAUCUCCGCUUAUAUCAACUCUGCUCUUACUCUGAUUAUUAAAUAAAUUGAUGUUAAUGAAAAACAAA